This is a messenger RNA of Penicillium antarcticum, 4332 nucleotides long. RefSeq lists its product as uncharacterized. Gene Ontology annotation, biological process: DNA integration. The record is from RefSeq and is a predicted model, not a curated record. NCBI's taxonomy places the organism in Eukaryota, Fungi, Ascomycota, Eurotiomycetes, Eurotiales, Aspergillaceae. Bases 1 to 4332 code for a protein of 1443 amino acids. Gene Ontology annotation, molecular function: nucleic acid binding. The transcript has a single exon.
AUGUCUGCUCUGGUCCAUGACUCUCCUGACCGAGCCGUCACGGCCAUCGAACCUCUGACGGGAAGCGAUAACUUCGCGACCUGGAAACGUCUCAUGACCUCCUACCUCAAAGCCAGGCAGGUCUGGGAUGUCGUGUCGGGCGACCUUCAGCGUCCCGACUGUCUCUUCAAGUACGCCAAACCUAUUACGGCGGACAUCCACCCCUUGGUGGAGCCCCACCUCAAUGGGGCGGUGAGGCAGCGAGCCAUUGAAGCGCGCCUCGAAGUGGAGGUCCAGGCAUUCGAGCGCCACCGUGAAUGGUCGCGCCGCGAAGCCGAGGCCUACCACACCAUCUUCCGGUACCUGUCCCCCCACAUCAGCAUUCAUGUCGCGGGACUAGAGACGUCCCGUGACCUUUGGAAUGAACUUGAAGAACGGUACCGGCGAAUGGAACUCGCCACUUUCUGCGAACUGUUUGCUCAACUUCGCGAGACAACCGGCGAACGAUGUGCCAGUGCGCGUGAUUUUGUUGAUCGCGUACGGCUGCUUGUACAUCGAUUGAAUGCCAUUGCUCCAGGAUCAAUCGGUGACAAGACACAUAUUGCAAUUCUGCUCACGCAGAUCGGACCGGAAUACAUCCUGGUUGUGGAUGCGAUCCAGAAUGACAAGGAUCCGGUCAACCCGACCACGAUCGGAAAUCGGCUGUCCAACGCCGAGCAGACGGUCCGACGAAAGGAGUCUCCCGUGCCCCCGCAGGGAGUCCCAGGACCGUCAAUAAAUGCAGUGCAGAGAAAUCCCAAGAAAUGUACCUACUGCAGGAAGCGCGGCCAUGUGGUCGCGGAGUGCUGGAAGAAACAGCGCGAAAUUCACCCGCCUAGGGACCAUGCCCUGAAGGCUGAACGGAGUGCUUCCGGCUCACCAAGAAACAACAUGCAAAAUAUACUGUCAAGCCAGAGAGAAGAUCGGCAGGGCCCGCCGACUUCCAAGAGACCGAGGAUCAAUAUCGUGAGGGCGAGGGUGACGACCCUCUAUACCCACGCACCGCAACCCCGGUGGAUCCUGGACUCGGCCGCCACCAGCCACAUCUGCUGGGACCGGAGCUGCUUCAGCAGUCUGCGGCCCCACCGCGAGAUGCUGGACACGGCGGGCGAUCCAGUGGAAGCCGAAGGGAUUGGUACGGUGAAGCUCACGCUCCGGGGGAAGUUCAACCAACCCCUGGUGUUAAAGAAUGUAUACUUCGCGCCACGCGUCGGGAUGAACCUGAUCAGCGUGCCGAAGCUGUUGCGAGACCGCUACUCGGUGGUGGCGCACCCACAGAACGUCUUUGUGCAACGCCGAGGACGGACCGUGGGGACUGCCUACCAUGCGGAGGAGGAUCUGUUGAUCCUGCGGUGCCAUGUGAGCAGAAGAUCUCGAGAGCGAGUCCAACUGGCGAGGGCGCCGGCGACCUGUGGCCAUGCAGAUUCCCUGGAACCGCAGGCGGUGGCCAUGGACGUCGACGACCCUCAGGAGUCAAGUGACGCAGAAUGCGCAACGUCAACCUCUGAACUCGGUGGUGAAGCUGUGAUACUCGAGGAAGAUGCGUGCAAAGGAGUGGACCAGGCCUCCGAAGCGUUGUGGCACGCUCGGAUGGGACAUCUGAACCGGGGAGACUUGAGGGUGGUCCUCCGGCAGACCGGCACUCCGUACCGACCGCUAACGCAGGCGCAGCUGCUGGCAACGCCGCAGUGCCCAGCGUGUAUGUCGGGUAAGCAGCAUCAGAAGAGGAACUCCCGUGCAAGACGGCCACGUCUGCAUUCAACGAGAAUCUUUGAAAUGAUCCAUUCGGACAUCAUGGAGAUGCCGAUCGCCAAAGAUGGCUCCAGGUACGUGAUCACCUUUACUGACGAUUAUUCUCGUGGCUCGUGGGCAUAUGCCAUGAGAUGGAAGCAUGAAGCGCUCCAGAAGUUCCGACUAUUUGCGGCCUGGGUGCACCGACAGUUCGGUGCCCAGAUCAAGAGGUUCCUCACCGACAACGGGAGAGAAUACCUGCCGAUCGGAGCACACCUCGAGACCCAGGGAGUUGAGUUUGACACCUCGCCACCAUACUGCAAAGGACAGAAUGGUCUGGCCGAACGCACGAAUCGCACUAUCCGGGAGCGGAUCAACACGCUCCUGUCUGAUGCGAACCUUCCUCCUUCCUGGUGGACCGAGCUUGUGGACACGGUGGUCUAUCUGAAGUUGCGCGCGCCAGCAUCGAUUUUGCAGAAGAAGACCCCGUACGAAAUCAUUUACGGGAAGCCGCCCUCGCUGUUGCAUCUGCGACGGAUUGGCUCCCGCGCAUGGGUGUUGAUCCCGAAAGAGCAUCGAGCCAAACUUGGACCCAGAUCCUCCGAGUGCCGAUUGCUAGGUUACAGUGAACCGAACCAGUACAAGCUGUAUGAAAUUCAUUCAGGUAAGACAGUAUUUUCCCGUGAUGUCGAGUUCGAUGAGAGGACCCCAGUGGCGCCACUCAUCGAGGGGGAAACAGGCAACGACCUCCCGGACAACGCUCCUCCAUCACCUGUCUUUUCACCAGUGGUGCCACCUCCAUCUAGCGCACUGCCUACGCCACCAGCAUCGCCUCCAGGUUUGGCUGAACGACUGAAAACGCCAUCUCAGCAUGUGGAAACAUUUCCACCGGUCAAUCCAAUCGAACAGGAAGCAGAGUCCACACAGGACCUCGGCUAUUCCAUCUAUGGCCGCAGAAGAAGACCCUCACGGCGCUUACUGGAAUCACUUGGCAAAGUGUACACCGCAGGCGCACUGAAUACUGCAUCUGCGCGCACAGUCGAUCCGUCGACUUUCCACGAGGCCGUGUCGUGCCCGAAUCAACUGGAAUGGUGGGCAGCCAUCCAGAAAGAAUAUGCGUCUCUUCUCGAACACGGAACAUGGGAAAAGGUUCUACGAACAGACGUACCCGCCGGAGAUCAUGUGAUCGGCUGCAAAUGGGUCUUUAAGACCAAAACCAACGGAACGCGCAAAGCGCGACUGGUCAUCAAAGGCUACCGGCAGAAGCACGGCAUCGACUACCAUGAAACAUUUGCUGCGGUGUCACGGAUGGACUCGGUCCGCUGCAUCAUCGCCAGCGCCGUGUUACGAGGAUGGAAGCUUCACCAAUUUGAUGCGGUCACUGCAUUCUUACAUGGUGACGUUGACUCUUCCAUCUACAUGGAGUUGCCUGAAGGCUUCGAAGAACCGGGAUAUGUUUGCCGGCUUCGUCGUUCCUUGUAUGGACUCAAGCAGGCCCCGCGGAUUUGGUACCAAUGCGUCCACCGCGUUCUGGCCGCUCAUGGCUUCACCAUGGCACAAUCGGACAACUGCGUGUUCUAUAAAUCCAAUUGCGUGAUCUGCGUCUACGUCGAUGACUUUCUCGUUGCUGCAUCAACCUCGCACGAGAUAGACCAAGUGCAACGAGCACUGGAAAAAGAAUUCCGAUUGAACGACCUUGGAACUCCACGUUCGUUCCUCGGGAUCCAAUUAGACUACCAUGCCGACGGAGCCGUUUCCAUUCACCAACAACAGUACAUCCAAAAGGUUCUUUCCGACUUUGGCAUGGAAACCUGCCAGGCGAAAUCUACCCCUAUGAAUCCCAAGCAAGACUUGAAUCGCCGCCCAGACGAAGAACCUCCGGAUGAGGAAACAAAAGCACGAUACGCAACCGCCAUCGGUUCAUUGAUGUAUCUGAUGGUCGGAACGCGGCCGGACAUUGCGUUCGCGCUGGGCACGUUGAGUCGCUUCACGUCUCAGCCGCAAUCGCACCAUCAGGUUGCCCUGCAGCGAUUGCUUCGCUAUGUCAAAGCCACGCAAUGCCAUCGCAUUACAUACCGCAGUGGUCAGUUGAUCGGAUACACAGAUGCCGACUUCGGUGGCUCCGUCGUCACUGAUGGGGCAUACUCCACGUCUGGCUAUGUGUUCCAACUUGCAGGCGCACCAGUCUCCUGGUCGUCCAAGAGACAGGGGGAAGUGGCCACGUCGACGACUCAUGCCGAGUACAUUGGACAAUACAAUGCCCUUCUACAUCUGCAGUGGCUCCGCACCUUCCUAGCAGAAACGCAAAUGUACCGGUCCCCGGUCACCAACAUCAUGGCUGACAACCAGUCCGCUAUUGCCCUCUCGCGCAAUCCCGAGUUCCACAAACGGACCAAACAUUUCAACGUGAAAUUCCAUUAUCAGCGAGCAGUGCUGAAUGCUGGCGAGAUUGGUCUUCAAUAUGUUCCUACUCAGGAACAGGCCGCUGACGGUCUCACCAAGCCGUUGGGACCUACGGCUUUUGCCAAGUUCUGUAGUCUUCUAGGAAUCGAAGCCUUGGAGACUCGGAGGCAACAAACGUGA